AUGGCUGCAAGACUCCGUCCCCUGAACCCAUCACAGUCUUCUUUUCAAUUCCAUUACACACAUGCCCCACAUCUUGAGCACCGAUUCACCGAUUGUUACCCGAGAAUCAACCAGGAAAAAAUAUAUCCAAAUCCAGCACAGAGGAUUAUUCAAGGUCUCCUAUUUCACCUAAAUGGGUCAGACCCUAUACCAGUUCCUCUCCUGUUCAUACACCAGUAUGGAAACAAUGGCAGGAUAGUGGACUGCAUACUGCUGCUGGACCACUACUUUCAUUGGGAUCAGCUUGCCUGUCAAAGGGUCUGUGGAGAAGGCAAUCUGCCAGUUCAGAUUUGGUACCACAGAAUGCAAAUGCUACCAGGCAUCAAUGACCCCAAUUCACUUAAUGGCACCAUUGCUGGCCUCAUUGGUUCUCAGGACCAAAGAAAGUUAUGGUAUGGCCCAAUCAUCACUCUAAUUCUCAGGGAUGCAGGGAGUCUAAAGGAAUAUAGAGAUGUAGAAGGGCAUCAUUUGAAUGUUCUCAGAAGAUUGUUCCAAGUAUGA
This is a messenger RNA of Guyanagaster necrorhizus, 540 nucleotides long. RefSeq lists its product as uncharacterized. The transcript is spliced from 3 exons. Lineage: Eukaryota; Fungi; Basidiomycota; Agaricomycetes; Agaricales; Physalacriaceae. The record is from RefSeq and is a predicted model, not a curated record. The coding region runs from base 1 to 540 and encodes 179 amino acids.